AUGCAUAGACAAUCCCGAGGGCACGGGAGACAAAGGGAUGGAGAGGAGACAGAAAGAAAACAACGCAAAAAAUAUUUAAAAAAAGGAGGCAGAAGAGGAGACAGGAAGGAGACAGAAGAGGAGACAGAAAGAAAAGGAGACAGAAGAGAAGCCAAGCAAGGGGACAGGAGACAGCAAGGAGACAGAAAGGAGACAGAAAGGAGACAGAAGAGGAGACAGAGAGAAGAGGAGACAGAAGAGGGGACAGAAGGGAGAGGAGAUGGGAGACAUAAAGGGGACAGAAAGGAGACAAACAGGAGACAGAGAGGAGACAAAAAGGAGACAGAAAGGAGACAAAAAGGAGACAAAAAGGAGACAAAAAGGAGACAAAAAGAUGCAGCAGCAGCAACAGUUGCAGCAGCAACAGCAACAGCAGCAGUAACAGCAGCAGCAGCAACAGCAGCAUGCAUAGACAAUCCCCAGGGCAAGGGAGACAAAGGGAUGGAGAGGAGACAGAAAGAAAACAACGCAAAAAAUAUUAAAAAAAAGGAGACAAACAAGGAGACAGGAGACAGAAAUGAGACAGCAAAGAGGCAGAAAGGAGACAGAAAGGAGACAGAGAGGAGACAGAAGAGGAGACAGAAAGGAAAGGGGAGACAGAAAGGAGACAGAAAGAAGAGGAGACAGAGGAGGGGACAGAAGGGAGAGGAGACGGGAGACAGAAAAGAGACAGAAAGGAGACAGAGAGGAGACAAAAAGGAGACAAAAAGGAGACAGAAAGGAGACAAAAAGGAGACAAAAAAGAGACAAAAAGGAGACAGAAUCUCACCAAAGGGGACCUGA
Eimeria mitis is the source of this 822-nucleotide messenger RNA. RefSeq lists its product as uncharacterized. Lineage: Eukaryota; Apicomplexa; Conoidasida; Eucoccidiorida; Eimeriidae. Bases 1 to 822 code for a protein of 273 amino acids. The transcript has 2 exons. The record is from RefSeq and is a predicted model, not a curated record.